AUGGCGAAGAAAGACGCAGGAGAAGAAUGGAGGAAACGGGUGAUCUCCAUGGGGGAGGUGAAAAAACACAACAACGACAAAGACAUGUGGUGCGUCAUCCACGGCGUCGUCUACGACCUCACGCCUGUCUUGGAUAAACACCCUGGGGGCGCGGAAGUCCUCCUCGACUUUGCCGGCCAGGACGCGACGGACGCUUUUGAAGAUAUCGGCCACAGUUUCAGCGCCCGGCAAAUGGCCACGCCUUUCGCCGUUGGAGUCCUCGAGGGCUGCGAAGACACCGCGACUGGAUGCGUCACGAAGCCGCCUCCGACAACCUGCUCUGCACAGAGGCUGAAGAACUGCGAAUCGAUGAAGGGUGGUGUGGGAGCAGCGGCGCUCGUCGUCCUCGCGGCGGUAGCAGCCGUUUACUACAUUUUUAAUCUUUCCUAG
Neospora caninum is the source of this 429-nucleotide messenger RNA. Its product is annotated as cytochrome b5, related. NCBI's taxonomy places the organism in Eukaryota, Apicomplexa, Conoidasida, Eucoccidiorida, Sarcocystidae. The coding region runs from base 1 to 429 and encodes 142 amino acids. The record is from RefSeq and is a predicted model, not a curated record. Gene Ontology annotation, molecular function: heme binding. Gene Ontology annotation, cellular component: membrane; intracellular membrane-bounded organelle. The transcript has 3 exons.